AUGGCCCUCAAGCGCAUUAACAAGGAAUUGAUUGACCUCGGGCGCGACCCACCCUCGUCGUGCAGUGCUGGCCCGACUGGCGAUAACAUGUUCCAAUGGCAAGCAACUAUCAUGGGUCCUGGCGAUUCGCCGUAUGCGGGCGGCGUGUUCUUCCUCUCCAUCACCUUCCCCACCGACUACCCCUUCAAGCCGCCCAAGGUCAGCUUCACGACGAAGAUCUACCACCCGAACAUCAACGCGAACGGCUCGAUCUGUCUGGAUAUCCUCAGGGACCAGUGGAGUCCAGCGUUGACCAUUUCGAAAGUGCUCCUUUCGAUCUGCUCGAUGCUCACGGACCCGAACCCUGACGACCCGCUUGUGCCUGACAUCGCACAUUUGUACAAGACGGAUCGGGCGCGCUACGAGGCCACUGCUCGGGAGUGGACACGGAAGUACGCCAUGUAA
Messenger RNA from Rhodofomes roseus, 444 nucleotides. Its product is annotated as ubiquitin-conjugating enzyme E2. Gene Ontology annotation, molecular function: ubiquitin conjugating enzyme activity. The transcript has 4 exons. Bases 1 to 444 code for a protein of 147 amino acids. The record is from RefSeq and is a predicted model, not a curated record. Gene Ontology annotation, biological process: ubiquitin-dependent protein catabolic process; protein polyubiquitination. NCBI's taxonomy places the organism in Eukaryota, Fungi, Basidiomycota, Agaricomycetes, Polyporales, Fomitopsidaceae. Gene Ontology annotation, cellular component: nucleus.